Messenger RNA from Lobosporangium transversale, 692 nucleotides. RefSeq lists its product as hypothetical. The transcript is spliced from 3 exons. Lineage: Eukaryota; Fungi; Mortierellomycota; Mortierellomycetes; Mortierellales; Mortierellaceae. The record is from RefSeq and is a predicted model, not a curated record. Bases 15 to 692 code for a protein of 225 amino acids.
UUUCUCAUUCAGACAUGAAGACAUCUUUGAAGACGUUCCUAUUCGCCAGUUUGGCUUGUUUACAGUAUCUGUCCGGCACAGAUGCUCAGGCAGCAUCCCCUACAACUCCUGUUGCCACCGUCUCAUUCCUACCAGGACCAUCACAAACACCGAUCCAUACUCCAGGCCUGAAUAUCCCUGGGUUUUAUACCGGAAUACCGAUUCUUCAGAAUUCAGUUAAAUACAUCGUAGUUCGAUUAGACAAGGGACCGAUAAGUUCCGUCUACUUAACGGCCACCAAGAAGGGUGAAUCUUCCAAAAUCAUAAUCAAAGAUUAUAAAGACGAGAUCGAAAAUGGUACGGGCCUAGAAUGGGAAGUCGAUCCGAAGCUGUAUCCAGCAGGUGAUUACUUGCUCAACAUGACCGUCACUUCCAACAGAGUUAAGGCAAUCCCCAAUCCGCAGGCCUCAUCCUCGAGUGCCCCUCCAGCAUCUAGAACAACCAGUAUGGCCUCAAGCCCAUCUCCCUCCGGCACUCCAGACGUAGAGCUUGCUGUUUAUAACUGGCAAGUAGAAAUCGAGAUUGUUGAGCAUCCAGGCUUUGUUCCUAGCUCGGCCAUGUUAUCAAAUGUGCCUGGUGGCAGUAUAUGGUAUCUUUAUAGUAUGAUGACAGUUGCAGGAACCAUAUCUCUAGGAGCAAUCCUUGCGCUUUGA